Aricia agestis (brown argus) is the source of this 4369-nucleotide messenger RNA. RefSeq lists its product as uncharacterized. NCBI's taxonomy places the organism in Eukaryota, Metazoa, Arthropoda, Insecta, Lepidoptera, Lycaenidae. The transcript has 22 exons. Gene Ontology annotation, molecular function: protein binding. The record is from RefSeq and is a predicted model, not a curated record. Bases 108 to 4007 code for a protein of 1299 amino acids.
AAUUGAUUAAAUACAAUGGCAGGGAUAAGCAGAAAUGUGAAAAAACAAUUGGCUAUAAUCAAUCUAUGUUUUAAUUAAAAAUGAACUGAAAAAAGAUAUACCUAAUCAUGAGUUCUCCCUCAGUCGUGGUUUGUCGAGAAAUAUUUGAUGAAAACAGUCAACCCUCUGCAGAAGAAAUAUCAGAAUAUGCGUGCCAGCUCGGCAUUGAUCCUGACAGUGAGAGCCAUCUUCUGCCCCUCGCUCGGGAUGGACUCAUGCAAGCUUUACCGGCUCCGUGGAAAGCUUACUUCGACGAAAAGCUACAAGCCCAUUACUACUACAAUGAGGAUACAAAGAAAACACAAUGGGAACACCCCCUAGAUCACAUAUACAGGGAGCUAGUGAAAAAAGCCAGAGAUGCCUCCAUGCAGGAUGAUACUUGUGCUUCUGUGCAGGAAUUGCUUACAUCCGAAGAAUAUACAAAGAAUCUAGAGAGAGCCGAAACCAAAGUUGAAAGCGAUGAUGAAGACCUAACUAUAGACAGUGAGCAACAACCGUCAGACAGAAACCAGACCGUCAGAAAAUUGGCACCAUUGGGAAAACCACCCAUCUCAAGAAUAGACAAAAAGCUCAUUGAUAUGCGAAUAUCGCCUCUAAGAAGGGCAACCGAAGGUCCGAAGCCGCUAGUAAGGAAUGCAUCAGAUAAAGAUAUACUGCAUAGAACGUUUGAAAGACCUAAAACACUGUUUAAACAGCAGUCGGAGAUUAUUGACCUCAAAAUGCAUGUUCAGAGUCCGGAAGAGGAAAAUUUUGCUCCUCUCAUUACAGCUAAUAAGUAUGAUAAGGGAUUGCCGUUUUCUGGCAAAGGCAACAUGUUUCUCAAGAUAUCUCGUUCAAACCUACCCAGUCCGGAUACAGAUAAGUCCCUUCCUCUAGAUUCGGUGACUAAGAGUGAGAAAACUUCGGAAUCCAUACAGAGGAGAAUUGACAGUAUGCUGACUGGGAAAACGAAACAGGCGUCCAGUUUUGAAGAUGAUAAGAAGAGUGUAAGAUUCAAGCUAGAGAACUUACCAGAUCCGACCAUAAGCCCAGGCUCCAACAGUUCAUCAGAACAAAACGAAGCCCACUCCAUAAUAAGCGCGGUAGCUUCGACUAUCCCAUCCCCAGUCCCGAACCCAUUAUCCCCCAUCACACAAAUUUCCUCCAUAGCCCAUACGCAGAACCCCAUUCUAUCCCCACUGGUGGGCAGGCCUCCGCUCCCACCACGGUUCCUGGAUAGUCCGAGAGAGUUGAAAACUUUACCGGGGGAUACUUUGGAUGAUCGAACAUCACCCCGACGUCGGCUUGUCAAGCCUCCACCGGGUGACUACAUCAAGCCGGACCUCUUUCAGAAAUCCUUCAGCAAGAUAUCCGACAUCGUCCGCCGAGCGGGCGAACCGGCGGUCACCCUCACCGAACCCGUAGAAAAGGAGAAUAGACCUAGAUCACCAAUGAUACCUCCACAAAACAAAAUAUCUAUUAACCUAAUGGAAAGUAUAGAAUCAGAAACCUCCAUAGAUUCGCCUGACAGAGAAUUCGCUAACUUGGAUCUAAACGAUUUGGAUACAUCGAACGAAAAUAAAGACGAUAACAAUGAAGAUAAAAUCGAUAAUACAGACGAUACAAAAGUAACAGACGCAAAACCAAAAGACAUUCCAAUACCUCAAAUAAAAGUUCCUAAGCUAAAUCUAAUAACUAAACAUUCCGACUCAGACGAAUCUAAGAAUAGAGACGAUGAAAAGAGUACAGGUAGAUCUAAUAGCAUAGAAUUACCCCGAGAUCCGAAGCAAUUUAAACUCUCUCCGACUCCCAGUUUGGGUUCCGAAAGAUCACCAAAGCUGGAAUUUAUAAAGAAUUGGUCGAGUCCACUUUCAACAUUCAAACCGUUAAAAUCAGUCAGCCCAUUAAAAUCAGACUCAGCGUCAAGCCUAGGAAAAAGUUUGACUAGCCCAAGACUAGACGGAGUCAUUUUGUCUCAGGGUAAAUCUAGUUCGGACAAUGUAGUAGUGGUGUACCAAUUUGAGACCCAAGAUGAAACGCCCAAACCCAAAUCUCCACUCAUACCAGAUAUGGGAGCUAGGGAGUUGAUAGAGAGAACCAAAACAGACGAAAGAAGAAGAUUGGAGUUAUCAAUGCAGAAGGAGUUAGAGAUAAUAAGAGUGGAGUGGACAGCGAAAGAGAGAAAAAUGAGAGCGGAACUACAGGAAGAGAUACAAGAGGCUGAAGAGAAAUUUUUGAGAGAGAAAAGAAUGAGACUGAACGAACAAGCGGAGAGACAUAGGCGUGAGAUUGAGGAGGCAAUUGCAACAACGGAAAGAAAACAUCAGCAAGGCUUGAGCGAUAAACUAAAAGAGCUAGAAGAAAAAUACAAUAACGACGUAGAAGCAGCAGAGAAUCAACAUAAGAAGAAUAUGAACAAACUGAGAGAGGAUUUGAAUAGGCAACUGAACGAAAUGCGAGAAGAAUUAGAAAUCGACAACGAACGCGCUAUAUCAGAGCUGAGGUCGCAAUUGAGUGCGGCGCUGAGCCGCGAGCGCGCGCGCCUGGCGGACGACAACCGCGCCGCGCUCGACGCGCUGCGGGCCGAGCACGCCGCGCGCGUGUCUGACCUGCGACACGACUACAGGGCCGAGGUGGAGCGUUUGCGUGCUCAACAAGCGUGCCAUUUAGAAGAGUUGCGUUCGCGUCGCCCCGUCAUAGAACAAGACCGCGCGUUGGCUGACAAGUAUCGAUGUUUGAAGGAGAAGUACGCGCGAUUGAAGCAUGAUUUCAAGAUAUCUAUAGAGAGGCGUAAUAAGCGUCGUGAGAUGAGUAUGACGACGGGAUCUGAAACUGAAAAGUCCAAUUCACAUAAAGCUAACCAGUCAUUGGAAAGAUGCAAGGAAUUGAACGAGACUUCAGUGAGUGUGGUCAUAGAAGCCGAACCGAAGAGAACUAACAACAACUUGACGGUCAAAUCUAAUGAUAACGAAACAUCAUAUUCGGACAACGCGCCCAAAUCCUUAGAUAACAAUAAUGAAGAUUGGAAGAGGAGGGAUAAUACGCUGCAAUCGGAUUCGUCGCACGGUCGCGAGCGCCGGCGCACGGCCGUCGCGUUUAGAGAGCCGCCGCGCAGACAUAGACAUAGAGGAGAAGGAACAACAACUGAUUGCCAAGAUUCGUCUGACGCAACCACUGCUGACGAGAAACCGAAAGACGCUAUAAAUGGGCACGGCAGGCGACGUUGCUUCACGCGUCUCAAGUCAGCGUCGACGUCCCGUUUGAACUACUCACCCAAGCGCGGCGAGGGCUGGUCGAGUCCACUGGAGUCCCUCCGCCAGCAGCUGCGGAAGUUGGACGACCUCGAAGACCAGUUCCCCGACCUGGCCUGCCAGCCCGCCUACAGCUUGAGAUAUCCCUUCGCUGAACUAGGUCCAGUAGCCAAAGCGGACACGCCCGAAUUGGAGUUCGUGCGACAUCGUGCGCUGGUAGAACGGGAGGGGAUGCGGCGAGCGCGCGCCGUGCUCAAGCGGCGUCGCGCAGCGCUGCGGGAGUCUAGAGCGUCGUUGUCGCCGCAUAGGGCGCCGUCGGAGGAGCGUGAGACAACGGAACUUGAGGUGGCGUUACACCGGGCGCGCGCUCUACUCGGCGAGAAGGAGAUAAGGUUGCGCCACAUUGAGCGCGCGCUUCGGCGUCUGGCUGAAUCGCAGCCGCCGCCGUUGAUACAGGAGGCGUCAACCAGCGACGCGUCGUCGGACAGCUCGCGGGCGGCGGCGGGAGGCGCGGUGCUGCGCUCACUGCGGGCGCUUCACGCCGACGUGCGUGACAUAUGGCGCGCGUUAGACGCCCGCCGCGCCGCUACCGCGUCUCCGGAGACCAGCUCGUGCAACAUGCCCACCACAUCGCACACCAGACUGACCAUGUCCGCGCCCGAACCAGUAACAGCUGAAAACGACAGCGUUGCCGAGAGAGCCAAAGGGCUACGCGCUUGGCUGCAAACCGCGCCGUGAAUACGUAACAUUCACACUUAUGCGUAAGAGAAUAGAGACCAGAAUACUAUAUCGGGAUUUUGCUGGUAAUAAAAGCAUAACAUUAUGGUGAAUAUAGUCAAAAUGGCGUCGUAAUUGUCAAAAAUACAUGUAUUAAGUGAAUACCAACGUACUUGUACGAUUAAGAGUAUUUGUACGAAACGUACUGUAUGAAUAUGUAGAUGGCGCUUGAGUCGUUAAGUUUUUCUGGUCUUUAUCUUCUUGAGGGUUUUCAUGGGUAUUGGAAAAUAUUGUAUUCCUUUCCAACAAAAACACGUCAAUAAGCUGGUACAUAUUACCAAAUAUUUUCUUUGCUGUAAUAAAAAAAACUAAAUGAAUAUGUA